Molecule: messenger RNA, 2010 nt
Organism: Exophiala bonariae
Lineage: Eukaryota; Fungi; Ascomycota; Eurotiomycetes; Chaetothyriales; Herpotrichiellaceae
Exons: 1
Coding region: 1-2010 (669 amino acids)
Biological process (GO): DNA-templated transcription
Molecular function (GO): DNA binding; zinc ion binding
Source: RefSeq, a predicted model, not a curated record
AUGCCUCCGAGCAAACCAGAAAUCGUCCUUCCUCAAUAUAUCCAACCCAUACCACUAAGAAUAAUGAGGGAAGACUUGGACUAUUUGAAAACCAAGGGCGCCUUUUUGAUACCUGAAGCCGCAUUUCGAAACGAGCUACUACGAUGUUAUGUUCAAUAUGUCCACCCUUAUCUACCUAUCAUCGAUCUUGGAGACUUUUUGUCCGCCAUCGAGAAGGAUGAGCCCAGCGACAGCAUCAGCCUCUUGCUCUUCCAAGCCGUCAUGUUUGCGGGAACAGCGUAUAUCGAUAUGCGAUAUCUGGUGGCUCAGGGAUACGUAACCAGGAAGGCAGCCCGGAAAGCAUUCUUUCAGAAAGUCAAACUGUUAUAUGACUUCGAUUAUGAGAUCGAUCGCGUCACAGUCGUUCAGGGCGUUUUGCUUAUGACCUACUGGUACGAAAAUCCAGAUGACCCGAAGGAUGUCUGGCAUUGGCUCGGUGUUGCAAUCUCGGUUGCACGUACCAUUGGUCUCAACUGUGACACGUCUGAUGCACCGUUGAUGAACCACAAACAACGAUGCCUUUGGAAGCGAAUUUGGUGGUCAUGCUUCAUGCGAGAUCGUUUGAUUGCAAUCGGCAUGCGCAGACCUAUGCGGAUCAAUGAUGGAGACUUUGAUGUCUCAACGCUCGAAAUCUCUGACUUUGAGACCGACGCACUCCCACAGGAAGUCAUUCGAAUGCUGGGCGGAUGUCCCUCAGUAAGGGAUACAUCCAAACGAGUCACCCUGGCAAAGAUGUGCAUAAGCCUUACUAAACUCUGCAUCUGCAUUACCCAGGUUCUAGCUGUUCAGUAUUCCACGCUUGGGCACAAAAUCGGGGCUACCCAGGAAACAACCAUGAGACUCGUGCCAAAGAAAUGUGCUGCAGAACCCAGUGAGGUGAUCCGCUGUGAUGCGCAGCUUGGUCAGUGGCAUGAAGAUCUCCCUGCUAAUCUUCAUUACUUUGGUCCCGAUUUCCGAGUACAAAAACCUAGCAAUGAUGGCGAGGUGAUCAAUCUACAUCGAGCCUUACUCUCUGGAGUCUAUCUUACCGCGAUCAGCGCCCUGCACCGGCCCCAGAUUCUCCCAUCGACUCCCAACGUGGUGAUCGCCCCCGAGCUCCGAGAAAUGUCUAGGCGAAAGGUUCGCGAAGCGGCAAACAACAUUACCGAAAUGUACAAGGAAUUGCAUGCGCAUGAUUUGAUAAGAUACCUACCGAAUACUGGCGUGACAUGCUUACUGCCUGCCAUCAUCAUUCAUCUUUUGGACAUCAAGUCCACAGAUUCCGAAACCCGCCAGUCAAGCAUUCGAAAGUUUCAAUUUUGUAUGCAGGCAUUGCAACGACUUCGGGAGAUGUACGCCUCCGCAGAUUUUGCGUUCUCGUUCUUGGAUGCUGCUGUCCGCAAGACCAACGCAGAAGCAUCGACAGAUAUGUCUAUGACCGGUGCUGCCAUUGUGAGACCUCAAUUGACGACCGAACCGCCGAAGAUGGCGAAGAAGAAGAUCUCACGGAAACCACUUCUGUUGACUCCUCCACCGGAGGCAAUGCAGACAGCCAAUUUGUUGCUCCUGAACUCGACUCUGGCACCCGGAGAGAAGAAUCUCCUCGCGGAAUACACGCCACCAGGGUCCAAUGCGAGCAUGAACUCGUACACCACGGCAGGUGCUGCAGUCGCACUCCUUGAUGUAGGAGACGCAUUAGAAGAUGGCGAUUCGAAUCAGUUUGAUGAUCUGUGCCAAACCAACUUCGAAGAUCUUAUCAACGUCGAGGGUGGUCCGGAAUUAUUCCCGACCAACGAUGAUGGAUUUGAUAUGCAUAUUCAAUGGUUGGAAGACUUCAAUGCCGAUGGAUUUGGUAUGGACAACAAGGAGUUCUCGCUCGACGGGACUGGCAACGAAGAGGAUUUGUCAUCGAUGGGCCCAGGCUAUGUCGACCAAGCGCUCAACAUCACAGGAGACCAUGGUCUUGAUCUCGAGGUUCAUGGAGGAAUGUGA